Molecule: messenger RNA, 481 nt
Organism: Aphis gossypii (cotton aphid)
Lineage: Eukaryota; Metazoa; Arthropoda; Insecta; Hemiptera; Aphididae
Exons: 3
Coding region: 80-481 (133 amino acids)
Source: RefSeq, a predicted model, not a curated record
UGAAGCAGAUUCCAAAUUCCAAAUUAAAGUUUGUAACAAAUUAACCAUAGACCAUGUACAACCAAGACAUUUUCAGACAAUGAAUGUCAAAAUGGCUUUUCAGUUUUUUAGUGGAUCUGUUGCAGCUGCAAUGCAGUAUUAUAAAGAUUCAAUUCCUGCCUUGAUAGAUUGUAAUGCUACUGUCCUAUUUAUAAAAAAAAUCAAUGAAGUUGUAGAUGCUAUGAAUUCACAGCUACCGAAAUGUGCCUUAAGACCGGAUCCUGCAUCUAUCCACAAUAAAGUACUAACUGAUUUUUUAAUUUACUUGGAUGAAUGUGAAAAAGUAAAGACCACUUCCAAACAAAAAUUAACCACAUCUACAGCACUUGGUUUAAAAGUUACAAUACGAACUGCUUUAGAACUUAUAAAAUAUCUUUCUGAGAAAGUUGGAUAUAAGUAUUUGAUGACUAGACGUAUCAACCAAGAUGCUCUAGAAGUAUGA